CAGAGAUGACAGCCUCCUUCCUGAGCUCCAUCACCUUCGAAUGGUACAGCAGCACAGUUUUAAAGGGCUACCGCAAGCCUUUGGAGAUAGAGGACGUCUGGGAGUUGAAAGAGAAAGACAAGAUCCAGGCCAUUCACAGUACUUUUGAGAAGAACAUGAAGACUGCCUUGAGGAAGGCCCAAGCAGAGCUGGAGAAACGGAAACACAAGAAAAGACGCCGAGAAGGUGACCCGAACCAUAGCAACAACAUGAGCAAGGCUCAGAGCCAAGACGUCUUGGUGAUGGAGAAGCAGACGAAGAGGAAAAAAAAGAAGGGGGACAAAGAGCACUCUGGGCCUCUCAAGGAUUACCCCAGGGGCUGGUUGGUGAAAACUCUGGGCAAGACCUUCUGGCAGAACCUCGUGCUGUCGGUGGCUUUCAAGCUGGUGCAUGAUGUACUUGUGUUCGUCAGUCCCCAGCUGCUGAAGUUGCUGAUUGCCUUUGUGUCGGAUAAAGAGUCCUUUGCCUGGCAGGGAUACUUGUAUGCCAUCUUGCUCUUCCUGACUAGUGUCAUCCAGUCCCUCUGCCUGCAGCAGCACUUCACCUUGUGCUUCCAUCUUGGCAUAAAUGUGCGUGCCAGUCUCAUUGCUGCCAUCUACAAGAAGGCCCUCACCAUGACUGGUGUCACGCGAAAGGAGUCCACAGUGGGAGAGACUGUGAAUCUGAUGUCGGCUGACGCUCAGAGGUUCAUGGAUGUGGCCAACUUCAUUCACCAGCUGUGGUCAGGCCCACUGCAGAUUAUCGUGUCCAUUGUGUUCCUCUGGGUAGAGCUGGGCCCCUCUGUCCUGGCUGGCAUCGCGGUCAUGGUGCUGCUCAUCCCCCUAAACGCGAUCCUGGUCACCAAGUCCAAAACCAUACAGGUGAGGAACAUGAAGAACAAAGAUGAACGCAUGAAAAUAAUGAAUGAAAUCCUCAGUGGAAUCAAGACCCUGAAGCUUUUUGCCUGGGAGCCCUCAUUUGAGGAGCGAGUGAACAAGAUCCGGGCACUGGAGCUCAAGGACUUGCUGAACUUCAGUUACCUGCAGUCAGUCUCGAUCUUUGGGUUCACCUGUGCCCCCUUCCUGGUCUCGUUGGCCAGCUUUGCUGUCUACGUGCUGGUGGAUGAGAACAACGUCCUGGAUGCACAAAAGGCCUUCACCUCCAUCUCUCUUUUCAACGUGCUGCGCUUCCCCAUGUCCAUGCUGCCCUUGGUCAUCUCUUCCCUGGUGCAGACCAGUGUGUCAACUGCGAGGCUGGAGCGCUACCUGUCUGCAGAAGACCUGGACACCUCAUCUAUCCACCACAAGCCCAUUGCAGGCAGUGCCGUGCGUUUCUCGGAGGCCACCUUCUCCUGGGAGCAGGACGGCGAAGCUGUGGUCAGAGACGUCACCCUGGACAUUGCACCCGGGAGCCUGGUGGCUGUGGUAGGGGCUGUGGGGUCAGGAAAAUCUUCGCUGGUGUGUGCCAUGCUGGGGGAGAUGGAGAAUAUCAAGGGACACAUCAACAUCCAGGGCUCUGUGGCCUACGUCCCCCAGCAGGCCUGGAUCCAGAAUGCCACGCUGAGAGACAAUAUCCUUUUUGGGUCAGAACUGGAUGAAGCCAGGUACCAGCAGGUCAUCAAGGCUUGUGCCCUCCUACCAGACCUGGAACUACUGCCUGCGGGUGACCAGACCGAGAUUGGAGAGAGGGGCAUUAACCUGAGUGGGGGCCAGAAGCAGCGAGUCAGCCUGGCCCGGGCAGUGUACAACAAUGCAGACAUCUACAUCCUGGACGACCCCCUCUCUGCCGUGGAUGCUCAUGUUGGCAAGUACCUCUUCGACCACGUGCUGGGGCCAAAAGGGCUGCUGCAAAAGAAGACACGGAUCUUGGUGACACACAGUAUCAGUUUCCUGCCCCAGGUCGAUAACAUCGUGGUGCUGGUGGCAGGAGCAGUGUCUGAGCACGGCUCCUAUAGCACCUUGCUUGAAAGCAGGGGGGCCUUUGCCCAAUUCCUGAACUUGUACGGCAGCCAGGAGGAGGAUGCUCCAGAGAAAAAGACCACAGUACACACUGGGGAUGAAGAGCAGGGUGAUGAUGGCAUUGACCCUUGCGUGGAAGAGAGACCUGAUGAUGUGGUGACCAUGACCCUGAAGCGAGAGGCCAGCAUCCAUCGGAAAGAGUUCAGUCGCAGCAGGGCCCAUCCAGCACAUGGUGAGUAAUGGUGCCCACCACCUCCCUGCAGCCUUAGUAAAACCAGCACCAGUUCCUGGAAGAAAGCCCAGGAGGAGCCUCCCAAGAUGGUGAAGGGCCAGAAACUGAUUGAGAAAGAAACUGUGGAAACUGGCAAGGUGAAGCUCUCUAUGUAUGUGCGGUACCUGCAAGCUGUGGGCACAUGGUGCUCUCUCUGGAUUGCCCUGGGCUAUGUUGCUCAGUACAUCGCCUACGUGGGGUCCAGCCUGUGGCUCAGCGCCUGGACGGACGACGCGCAGCUCUACCUGAACCAGACCUAUCCCGUGCAGCAGCGAGACCUGCGGAUCGGUGUCUUUGGGGCACUGGGGAUGGCACAGGCUCUGUUCCUGCUGUUUGCCACCAUCCUGUGUUCUCGUGGUGCCGUGCGAGCCUCACGGGUUAUGCAUCAGCAACUGCUCAGCAACAUCCUGCGUGUGCCCAUGAGCUUUUUUGACACGACCCCGACUGGCCGUAUUGUGAAUAGGUUUGCCAAGGACAUCUUCACAAUAGACGAGACCAUCCCCAUGUCCUUUCGCAGCUGGCUCUCCUGCUUCAUGGGCAUCAUUAGCACAUUGGUCAUAAUCUCCCUGGCCACUCCAUUCUUCACUCUUGUUAUCAUUCCCUUGGGCAUCUUCUACUAUUUUGUGCUGCGCUUCUAUAUCUCCACGUCACGCCAGCUCCGGCGUCUGGACUCCGUAACCAGGUCUCCCAUCUAUUCCCACUUUGGUGAGACGGUGUCAGGCCUUUCUGUGAUCCGGGCCUACAAACACCAAGGGCGGUUUCUGCAGCACAAUGAGAGCACCAUGGACAUCAAUCAGAAAAGUGUUUACUCCUGGAUAAUCUCAAACAGGUGGUUGGCCAUUCGACUGGAGUUCGUUGGGAGCCUGGUGGUCUUCUUCUCUGCACUUCUAGCAGUGAUUUCAAAGGACACUUUGGAGGGUGGCAUUGUGGGUCUCUCUGUCUCCUCUGCCCUCAAUGUGACGCAGACACUGAACUGGCUGGUGCGGACAUCUUCAGAGCUGGAGACAAACAUCGUGGCUGUGGAGAGAGUACAUGAGUACAUGAAGGUGAAGAACGAGGCUCCAUGGGUGACAGAAAAGCGCCCGCCCCAGGGCUGGCCCAGCAAAGGCGAGAUCAAGUUCAUUGACUAUAAAGUUCGCUAUCGACCUGAACUGGAGCUGGUUCUUCAUGGGAUCACCUGCAGUAUUGAGAGCACUGAGAAGGUUGGGGUUGUGGGCCGGACUGGAGCUGGAAAAUCCUCCCUCACCAACUGCCUCUUCCGGGUGCUGGAGGCUGCUGGAGGGACGAUCGUCAUUGACAAUGUGGAUAUUGCAACAAUUGGCCUCCAUGACCUGCGCCAGAAACUCACCAUCAUCCCCCAGGACCCCGUGCUCUUCACUGGAACCCUGCGGAUGAACCUGGACCCCUUUGACCAAUACCCAGAUGAGGAGAUCUGGAGGGUCCUCGAGCUGUCCCACCUGAAGACAUAUGUGCAAAACCUUCCCGAGAGGCUGUUGCAUCUCGUGAGCGAGGGCGGGGAGAACCUGAGCACUGGGCAGAGGCAGCUGGUGUGCCUGGCCCGCGCCUUGCUCCGCAAAGCCAAGAUCCUCAUCCUGGAUGAAGCAACAGCAGCCGUAGAUCUGGAAACGGAUCAUUUAAUCCAGUCGACAAUCCGGAGCGCGUUUGCCGACUGCACCGUCCUUACCAUCGCCCACCGCCUCCACACCAUCAUGGACAGCAACAGGGUGAUGGUGCUGCACGCCGGGAGGAUCGUGGAAUACGGCAGCCCUGAGGAGCUGCUCAGGAAGCAGGGCGCCUUCGCUGCCAUGGCAAAGGAUGCCGGCAUCAGCAGUACGGAGAGCACCGCGCUGUAGGUGGAGCGAAGCAGCUGUGGGUGCACAGGCACCAGCCUCUCCCACAACCCACCCUCUGGCUCUGCCGCGGACACAGCCGCUUCGCUGCUCUCAGAACAGAGGGUCUGGACUUGAAUGGACUGUUAACGUUGCUAGCACACCCUGCCUGCUGUGCAUAU
This is a messenger RNA of Colius striatus (speckled mousebird), 4258 nucleotides long. RefSeq names its product ATP-binding cassette sub-family C member 2-like. Gene Ontology annotation, cellular component: apical plasma membrane. Gene Ontology annotation, molecular function: ATP hydrolysis activity; ATP binding; ABC-type transporter activity. The record is from RefSeq and is a predicted model, not a curated record. NCBI's taxonomy places the organism in Eukaryota, Metazoa, Chordata, Aves, Coliiformes, Coliidae. Gene Ontology annotation, biological process: transmembrane transport. The transcript is spliced from 28 exons.